AUGGGAGAGAGAAAAGUGCUGAACAAGUAUUAUCCACCGGACUUCGAUCCGGCAAAGAUUCCACGGCCGCAGCAGCCAAAGAAAAAGCAAUUCCCUACCCGCAAUAUGCUUCCCAUGAGCAUUCGUUGUACAACUUGUGGGAAUUACAUGUAUAAGGGUACUAAGUUUAAUUCGCGCAAAGAAGAAGCCAUCGGGGAGACUUAUUUGGGAAUUCGAGUUUUUAGGUUCUAUAUCAAAUGCAGCAAGUGCUCAGCGGAAAUAACAUUCAAGACGGAUCCACAGAAUUCUGAUUAUGCUCUUGAGUGCGGUGCCACGAGAAAUUUCGAACCUUGGCGUGCAGAGAAAAAGAAUAGGAAUAUAGAUGAUAUGGGAGAUGCGAUGAAAUCAUUGGAGAACAGAUAUUUGGACUCGAGGAGGGAACUGGAUAUCCUAGUUGCUUUGGAUGAUAUCAAGUCUAUGAACUCGAGACAUGGAAGGGUGAGCAUAGAUUCAACGCUCGAAGCUUUGCAACGGAAAAAUGAGGGGAAUGAAAGGAAAUUGGAAGAAGAGGAUGAAGCUCUUAUAGAAUCCGUGUUUAAGGGGGCGCGAAGGAUUGAUGAUGAAGAAGGUUUAACUGUGUUUUCACCUGAGAAGAGAAGAAAGCUAUCCACCGAGCCAACAGAUUCUUUACCGAAAUGCGGUGUUCGUGAAAGCUUCAAGAGUCGAAAUAAUGGUAAAUUCAUUCUGAAGUCUUCGUCAGUCACAGUUUCUAUAGUUAAGAAACCACUUCCCGAUUUCAAUAGUAACAAGGCAGGAAAGGAGGAGCCGAAGAAUCAGGAGGCCGAAUCCAUUGCAAGCAGUGGAUUACAAUCAUUAUGCCAACAAUAUGGAAGUAAUGAAGACGAUUGA
Messenger RNA from Fraxinus pennsylvanica, 888 nucleotides. The record is from the annotation of a GenBank genome assembly. NCBI's taxonomy places the organism in Eukaryota, Viridiplantae, Streptophyta, Magnoliopsida, Lamiales, Oleaceae.